UUUAGACGAUCUUCGGCGGAGCUAGCCGGCUAACAGCUAGCUCUAAGAGACGCCAUUAGUUGGGUGAAAACCAGGCGUUCGCAUCAGGUCGAAAGGGGAAUUAUUUCACAGUUUAGACCCGUUUCUCUCGCGUCUUUUGGUAGAUAUUGAUAAACGUCGGAUUCUCUUAUGUUGUCGAGGUGUUUUCCCCCUGAUUUUAUCUGUUUUUUUUAAAGUCGGAAGCCGAUGUGAGCUACGCAGGACUUCAGUUCCUACGGGGGUUAGUUAGCUUUAGCAGCGCUAGCUUGACGCCGCCUGUUUUGACAAACGCCGAUAAAUUAGUUGCAUAAAACUUCCAGCCAUGGCGGCCGGAGGGGCGGGUGGCAACAGCGGCGGCAAGACCUACUCCUUCAAGGUGGUGCUGCUGGGUGAAGGCUGUGUGGGGAAGACGUCGCUAGUGCUGCGAUACUGCGAAAACAAAUUUAACGACAAACACAUCACAACUCUACAGGCGUCUUUCCUCACAAAGAAGCUCAACAUCACAGGAAAGAGAGUUAACCUGGCCAUAUGGGACACAGCAGGUCAGGAACGAUUUCAUGCGUUAGGUCCCAUCUACUACAGAGACUCCAAUGGAGCCAUACUAGUGUACGACAUUACAGAUGAAGACUCCUUUCAGAAGGUGAAGAACUGGGUGAAAGAGUUGAGGAAAAUGUUGGGGAAUGAGAUUUGUUUAUGUAUAGUAGGUAAUAAGAUCGAUUUGGACAAAGACAGACAUGUUUCAGUGGAGGAGGCUGAGAGUUAUGCAGAAUCGGUGGGAGCCAAACACUACCACACAUCAGCCAAAUUAAAUAAAGGCAUCGAGGAGCUCUUCCUGGAUCUCUGUAAAAGGAUGAUGGAAACAGCUCAGGCUGAGGAGAGGUUGAAGGGCAAUGGAGCCAGCCAGUCAGCUUCAAGUAGGCGGGGCGUACAGAUCGUCGAUGAUGAACCACAGGCCACACCUGCUGGAGGGUGCUGCUCUUCUGGCUAAUGCACACACUUUUACAUACUCUUUCUCUCUCUCACACACACACACACACACACUCACACUCCU
Messenger RNA from Lates calcarifer (barramundi perch), 1069 nucleotides. It is a transcript of the gene rab21, whose product is annotated as RAB21, member RAS oncogene family. Gene Ontology annotation, molecular function: GTPase activity; GTP binding. Gene Ontology annotation, biological process: Rab protein signal transduction. Lineage: Eukaryota; Metazoa; Chordata; Actinopteri; Centropomidae. The record is from RefSeq and is a predicted model, not a curated record.